AUGUACAUCAAAAGGGUUGUCAUAAAAGGAUUCAAGACAUAUCGUAAUGAGACUGUUAUUGAUAACUUCUCGCCGCAUCAUAAUAUAGUUAUUGGGUCUAAUGGAUCGGGCAAAUCGAAUUUUUUUGCAGCAAUCAGGUUUGUGUUGAGUGAUGACUAUUCUAAUUUGAAAAGGGAGGAGAGGCAAGGUUUGAUCCAUCAGGGAUCAGGAUCAGUUAUGAGCGCAUCAGUGGAAAUUGUGUUCCAUGAUCCCGAGCACAGAAUGAUACUACCGUCAGGUGUGUCUCCAAGGGGGGAUGACGAGACAUUCGUUAGAAGAACCGUUGGUUUGAAAAAAGACGAUUAUCAACUGAACGAUCGUAAUGUGACCAAAGGUGAUGUGUUUCGAAUGCUCGAAAGUGCAGGGUUUUCGAUGAGCAAUCCGUACAACAUUGUUCCUCAAGGACGGAUUAUUGCAUUGACAAAUGCCAAGGACAAAGAAAGGCUCCAAUUGCUUGAAGAUGUCGUAGGAGCAAAAUCGUUCGAAAUAAAGUUGAGGGCGUCAUUAAAGAAAAUGGAUGAAACCGAACGCAAAAGAUCACAGAUUUCAAGCGAGAUGGAAGAGCUAAAUGGUAAGCUUAACGAAAUGGAGGAAGAGAAAAAAGAGUUGGAAAAAUUCAAUUCACUUGACAAGAAUCGUAAGUGUUAUCAAUUCAAUUUGUACGACAGGGAACUGAAUGAUGUCAUCAAUGAAAUUGAGAGACUUGAUGGAGAUUACAAUUCCACUCUGCAUUCAUCUGAGCAAUAUAUUGAGGAGUUAGAUAAGAGGGAGGACGUGAUUGCUCAAAUAUCCCGAAAAUUGCAAAAUAUGGAAUCAACCCUCAAGAUAAAGGGUACCACAGAGCUCUCGCAAGCCACGACUAGAUUAAAUGAUCUUAAUAAUGAAAUUGCUGCGCUCAUCGUGAAAAUAAGUGAUCUACAAAGACAAGUAAAGGCAAAUGAUGAGCAAGCUGUUAUUGAUGGCAAAAAUUUGGAGUACCUGAAUGAAAUUAUCGCAAAAAAGCAGAAUCAGUUGCAGAAAAUAUCACCUCGUUUUGAAGAGCUAAGUAAAGAUGAAAUCAGUUUGAAGAUGCAAUUGGUUCAAUUGAAAGAAAAGCAACGAGAUUUGCUGCUAAAGAAGGGAAAGUAUGCUAGGUUUACAACAAAAGAAGAACGCAAUGCUUGGAUUGAAAAUGAAUUAAAUGAGUUAAAUUCAACUCUCACAAGUUUGAAGAAUUUGCAGGCUCAACUAUCCAAUGACAAGAAUGAUAUAAAUGCCAAACUUGAAGUAUUAGAUGAAGAAAUAGAAGAUUUAAGUGAUUCUAUCCAAGGUGGAGGAAUAGUUGCCGAAUUAGAAGAUUUAGAAAGAGAAUUGCUGGCAUUAAAAGAGGAAUAUGGUAAGAAGAUUGAUGAAAGGAAGGAGCUAUGGAGGUCAGAACAGAGACUACAAACAGUCUUCGAGACAGUUUCAGAGAAUGUCAGUAUCUCCGAAAGGAGCGUUGACGAGACCAUGAGUAGAAGUUUAGCUAAUGGAAUUUCGAGUGUCAAAGAAAUAACAGAAAAGCUUAAAUUGCCGGAAGGGAAAGUUUAUGGAACUCUUGGUGAACUUAUAAAAGUCAGCGACAAGUAUAAAAUGUGUGCAGAAGUUGUUGGCGGGAAUUCAUUAUUCCACAUUGUCGUCGAUACUGAUGAAACCGCAUCUUUACUCCUUAAGGAACUUUACAGAAUGAAAGGUGGUAGAGUUACUGUCAUGCCCUUAAACAGGAUUUUCAAUGAUCCAAAUGUCAGUUAUCCCCCAAACGAGCAAUCUUCCUCCUGUACACCUUUGUUGAAAAAAAUAAAAUAUGAUGCUCGGUUUGAAAAGGCAGUGAAACAUGUAUUUGGAAAAGCAAUUGUGGUCAAAGAUUUAGGACAAGGUGCACGGAUAGCUAAAAGAUUCAAAUUGAAUGCUAUUACUUUAGAUGGUGACAGGGCUGACCAAAGGGGUGUGUUGACAGGUGGGUAUCAUGAGCAACAUAAGAAAACAAGACUUGAUUCUUUAAGAAGUCUCAAAAACUCAAGAACCCAACAAAUUAACGUCAUCAGUGAACUUGAAAGAAUAAGAGAAAAAAUAAAAGAUUCGGAUAGUGAAGUUGAUAGCAUCAACGGAUCAAUUAGGAGAUUAUACAGCAAAAAAGAGAACAUCGUUGCUACUGUAGAUACUUUGAGAGCAAAGCUCAAUAAUAAGAAGAGUGAAAAAAUAUUUCUUGAGGAAUCAGAUGUGUCUUUAACAACUAAACUUGAAAAAACGCUGACAAACAUCAAACUAAAGGAAGAAAAAAUGAACGAUUUUAUGUCUGACUUGGAUCGUAACUUAGAUAAUGAACUAUCUGCGGUACAACAAAAAGAACUGAAUGAUCUAACGGAAACGAUAAAACAGGUCCAGAAUAGCAUUAAUAUUACGUCAGAAGCUCUUCAAGGUUUAACUACCAAUAUAGACAUUUUAAAUGCCGAAUUGAAUUCUAAGCUUUUGCCACAACAAAAAGAGUUGAACUCCAAGAAAUCGGACGUUGGUGACUUAUUCAUAACAGAUUUAAAAGACGAGGUACGAUCUUCGGUUCUUGAAAGGAAACAAUUGGAACAUGAAAGGGAUAACUGCAGUAUGGAAGUAACUAACCUUAAGAAUGAGCUAGAUUCUUUGAAAGGAGAGAAAAAAAAUAAUGAGAAACUAUUGGAUAAGGCCAACAGUCAGCAAGCAUUGCUAUUGAAGAAAUUGGAGACGUUCCAAAAGAACGCUGAAAAGUCAAUGAUUAAAAAAACAACUCUAGCAUCCCGACGUGAAGAGCUACAGCAGAAAAUUAGGGAAAUUGGACUUCUGCCUGAAGAUGCACUAAACGAAUUCGAUGGCUUAUCAAGUGAAGAGCUCCUCAAGAAGCUAAACUCCGUAACCGGAAAAAUUUCAGGCCUUAAAAAUGUCAAUAAGAGAGCUUUCGAGAACUACAAGAGGUUUCAUGAGAAAAGGACCGAGCUUGAAGAGAGAACAGUUGAGCUCGAAGAAUCUAAAAGCUCGAUUCAAAACCUAAUAGCUAAAUUACAGCAGCAAAAAGUCACUGCUGUUGACCUCACCUUUAAAAAAGUUUCCGAAAAUUUUUCAAAUGUCUUUGAAAAAUUGGUGCCCAAAGGUGCAGCUAAACUUCUGAUUCACCGUGCUUCUGAGAGUGAUAAAGACAACGAUGUUAAUAUGGACGAGAAUCCUUCUCAAAUAGAGUCAGCAUAUAGCGGAGUAUCCAUUUCUGUAUCAUUCAAUUCAAAAAAGAAUGAGCAACUUCAUGUCGAACAAUUAAGUGGUGGCCAGAAAACCGUUUGUGCAGUUGCUCUUAUUUUAGCGAUUCAAAUGGUGGAUCCUGCUCCAUUUUAUUUGUUUGAUGAAGUAGAUGCUGCUUUGGAUAAGCAAUAUAGGACCGCAGUCGCUAAUAUAAUCAAAGACUUAUCAAGGAAUGCUCAGUUUAUUUGUACUACUUUCAGAACUGAUAUGCUACAGGUAGCAGAUACGUUUUUUCGUGUCAAAUAUGAGAAUAAAAUCUCAACAGUUGUUGAAGUGGAUCGAGAAGAUGCAAUUAAUUUCCUGAGCGGUAAUAAUAAAUUUGCGGAAAACUAG
Zygotorulaspora mrakii is the source of this 3654-nucleotide messenger RNA. RefSeq names its product cohesin subunit SMC3 (gene SMC3). Gene Ontology annotation, cellular component: chromosome. The transcript has a single exon. The record is from RefSeq and is a predicted model, not a curated record. Gene Ontology annotation, biological process: mitotic sister chromatid cohesion. Gene Ontology annotation, molecular function: cohesin loader activity; ATP binding; double-stranded DNA binding. Lineage: Eukaryota; Fungi; Ascomycota; Saccharomycetes; Saccharomycetales; Saccharomycetaceae. The coding region runs from base 1 to 3654 and encodes 1217 amino acids.